CAGCUGACAAAAUGAUUAAAUUCUGAGUGGGAGUUGAAGUCCAAGUCCUUGUUCAAACUGCAUCCUGUGGGCCUUAGAUGGAAAAGAUAUUGGUUCAGAUCCCAUUUGAUCUUGGAAUCUCAGCAGGAUUAGCCCUGGAGCAUGCCACAAACAUAUUUUCAUCCACUCAGUUCAGUACUUCGGGUUCUGCUUACUUUUGGAGUUUAAAAAAGGCUGCUAAAGCAAGCUGCCUAGCAAACAAACUGAAAAUAUUCCUCUAGUUUCCUCCUGUUGAGAAUAUGGAAUCAAUUUCAAUGAUGGGAAGUCCUAACUAUUUAAAUGAAGCCUUCUUGCCAAAUGGUAUAAAUGGUAUCAAGGACAGCGCUAAGACUACAAUAGGCAUAAUUGGAAGCGGGGACUUUGCUAAAUCCUUGACCAUUCGGUUGAUCAGAUGUGGCUAUCAUGUCGUCAUUGGAAGCAGGAACCCCAAGUUUGCUGCUGAGUUCUUUCCACAUGUUGUCGAUAUCACUCACCACGAAGACGCUGUAGGAAAAGCAAAUUUGAUUUUCCUUGCCAUACACAGAGAACACUAUGCUGCUUUGUGGGACCUCAAACAUCUACUUGUUGGAAAAAUCCUUGUAGAUGUCAGUAACAACAUGAAAGUCAACCAAUAUCCAGAAUCCAAUGCAGAAUACUUGGCAUCCCUUUUCCCAGAUUCCUUUGUUGUCAAAGGAUUCAAUGUUAUUUCAGCCUGGGCACUGCAACUGGGACCAAAAGAUGCUAGCAGACAAGUCUCCAUCUGCAGUAACAGUGUUCAAGCUCGCCAUCAAGUUAUUGAACUUGCCCGUCAACUCAACUUUAUUCCACUUGAUUUGGGUGCUUUAUCUUCUGCAAGAGAGAUUGAAAACUUACCUCUUCGAUUGUUUACAUUAUGGAAAGGCCCAGUAAUCAUUGCUAUUAGCCUGGCCACCUUCUUCUUCAUCUAUUCCUUCAUCCGAGAUGUAAUACAUCCUUACGUGAAGAAUCAGCAGAGUGAUUUCUAUAAGAUCCCUAUUGAGAUUGUGAACAAGACCUUGCCAGUGGUCGCAAUCACUUUAUUGUCUCUAGUGUAUUUAGCAGGGCUUUUGGCAGCUGCCUAUCAGCUGUAUUAUGGCACUAAAUACAAACGAUUUCCACCCUGGUUGGAGAACUGGUUGCAGUGUAGAAAACAGCUUGGAUUGCUUAGUUUUUUCUUUGCAAGUGUGCAUGUGGUUUACAGCUUGUGCUUGCCCAUGAGGAGGUCAGAACGAUAUUUAUUCCUAAAUACAGCUUAUCAACAGGUCCAUGAAAAUGUUGAAAAUUCUUGGAAUGAAGAAGAAGUGUGGCGAAUUGAAAUGUAUGUCUCCUUCGGUAUAAUGAGCCUCGGGCUGCUUUCUCUGUUGGCUGUAACUUCCAUUCCUUCAGUUAACAGAUCAUUAAAUUGGAGAGAAUUCAAUUUUAUUCAGUCUACACUUGGAUAUGUUGCUCUGGUCAUAAGUACUUUCCACGUAUUGAUUUAUGGCUGGAAAAGAGCCUUCGAAGAAGAAUUCUACAGAUUUUACAUGCCACCCAAUUUUAUGCUUGCCCUUGUCUUGCCAUGCAUAGUCAUUCUGGGUAAGAUCAUUUUACUUCUACCGUGUAUAAGCAGGAAACUGAGACGAAUAAGAAAAGGAUGGGAAAAAAGACAAUAUAUGGAAGAUGGAACUGGAACUGGUUCACAUCCCUCACCAGAAAGGGUUACGAUCAUGUGAUUGUACAGUGACACCAUUAGCUCUGUCAUGUUGUCCUCUCCAAAUUCUUUCUUUCAUACCAGCUUUGCCGCAGACUAAAAAACUAAUCUAGGAGAAUAAAGUGGUGGUAAACCAUCAGGAAAUGAGCAAUAAAGACAAUGACAGAUAUAUAAUAUUUUGAGCAUGAAACAAAUGGUAUGAAUAAGUACUUGCGGUUUUGUUUUCUAGACAGACAAAAUUUAUUCAUCCCAUUUCUGCCAGCUUAGGCUGCAGUUCUAAAUACCGUAGAAUAACUAACAUUGAUCCCAGGGCCCAUCCAGACAGUACCUUUAUUCUAGGAGCUUCCGCAACAAACAGGAGGGUGGCCAGAUGCCGUUCCCUGUAAACCCGGAAGCAAUUGCUACAAAAAGCAAAAAAAUGUGAGAUUUCCAGGUGCAUGAAUAUUGCAGUUUUGAGCCGAAUAUCCAGACUUUUGCAUGUCUGUAAUUGGAAAUCACACGAUUUUUUAAUCUGGGUUUGUUCCUGGGUUUUAGAUGCUUGUUCCUGAUUGGUGGGUUCCUUAAAAGAAGGUGACAUUUGAGUAGAAGGCAAACACUUUGUUUGUAUGCCUGAAACUUCAUAAAACGUGUGGAGAGCACAGUUUCUCUGGCCUGCACAUAGAUGGGAACUUUUGCAGGUGAUCCGUAUAACCGAAUCUCUGCAUAUCCGCAUCUCAAGGGGGUUUUU
Anolis sagrei ordinatus is the source of this 2453-nucleotide messenger RNA. RefSeq names its product STEAP2 metalloreductase (gene STEAP2). Gene Ontology annotation, biological process: copper ion import. Gene Ontology annotation, cellular component: endosome; plasma membrane. NCBI's taxonomy places the organism in Eukaryota, Metazoa, Chordata, Lepidosauria, Squamata, Anolidae. The record is from RefSeq and is a predicted model, not a curated record. Gene Ontology annotation, molecular function: ferric-chelate reductase (NADPH) activity; cupric reductase (NADH) activity.